Molecule: messenger RNA, 1490 nt
Organism: Labeo rohita (rohu)
Lineage: Eukaryota; Metazoa; Chordata; Actinopteri; Cypriniformes; Cyprinidae
Product: protein FAM181A
Exons: 1
Coding region: 427-1230 (267 amino acids)
Source: RefSeq, a predicted model, not a curated record
GCGGCCGGAGGGAAUGGGCGAGCGCGGGGAGGGUCGGGCCGCCGCUUCCACGAAGAAAUAUUGCAUCUGCCUGCUAUUUUCCCUCAGGGAUUUCCAUGACAACAAUUUGGGGUGGCAAAGAAUUCGACACCGGGAUCUCGGUGGCUCAUUGGGGUGCAUUGUGAGGAAAGUGAGGUCGCUGAUUGGCUCAGGAAAGCACCAUAACUACACCGAGUCUAUAGUCAUUCAGCUUCUUUGAGUGCCUCGGCUAUUAUAGAGGCCAGGCGAGCUGGACAUCACUUCAGCGGCUUUUGUUCGCAAGUAUGGAGCAGGGCUGACGCAGAACGCCUCGUUCUCGCGACCGUUUCACGCCAGACGUGGAUGUCAGGGCUCUACAGAAGUGAAGAUGUGCCGUUCCUUUAAACGCGGGGUGCUGCCGAGGUGUGAAUGAGCGCGAUGGCGAACUCUGACAGCGAGGUGAAGACGCUUCUGAACUUCGUCAAUCUGGCCUCGAGCGACAUCAAGGCGGCGCUCGACCGAUCGGCGCCCUGCAGGCGCUCGGUGGACCACCGCAAAUACCUGCAGAAGCAGCUGAAACGCUUCUCGCACCGCUACGCCAAGAUGCCUCGCUGCCAUUCGCACAGAAACGGCGAGCCGACGUUUCCGAAGCUCUCCGAGGAUAAAGCCGCCGCGCUCGCCCGCGACGGGCCGCACGCCAGCGGGAGAGACGAGCGUCUGAACGCGGAUCUGAGCCCGAGCUCGGAGGACGAAGCGCGGUCGGGACAGCUCCCGAUGCGCAAGCGGCAGCUCCCGGCGUCCUUCUGGAAGGAGCCGCAGUCCUCCUCCGGCAGCCGAGAGCGUCUGGAGCACUUCCUUAAGAACAGCGCGAACGGGACUGCGCGUGUCAGGUCGCCGGCGACGAACGGCGAGAAGAGGAAGAUGAUUUACGAUGACUUGAAAGCGAGCCCGCUGCUGUCCGGUAACGCGGAGCCGCCGAGGAGGACUGUGGCGUGCGCGUGCUCGUGCUCGUGCUGCUCGCUUCCGUACCGCGGGCUGCACGCGCUUCACAGCCGCUUUUUGCUCCCUCACGCGGACGCGGCUUUCAGGAACAAAACGGCCGAGAGCAACAUUGAAAUAGCGCACAACUUGAUCGACGGACUUCACAACAACAGCGCGCAUGUGGUCAUCAAGCCGAUUCCCACUAAGCCGGCGGUCUCGCCCUCUAUUUUCAGCGUGUUCGGCUUCAUUUAGCUGGAGGAGGAACACUAACACCGAUUAGAGUCACUUUAGCGAACUGUACUCUGUUUUAACCGAUUACUGACACGCGAAUGAGGAUUUAAUGAUCGCUCGCCUUUAAGCACUUGAAGUACAGAUGUAGCACGAAUUAAACACUGGUGUAUUGGUUUUUAUGGGCUUUAGUGAAACUGAAGAUAUUAAAAUAUCAUUUCACAGGAGUAGACGGUCUUUUGUUUUUGUGUGAGCACAGCUUUUCAGUCGUUGACUCAAACGCU